Molecule: messenger RNA, 1740 nt
Organism: Podarcis muralis (Common wall lizard)
Lineage: Eukaryota; Metazoa; Chordata; Lepidosauria; Squamata; Lacertidae
Source: RefSeq, a predicted model, not a curated record
ACAACAACCCUGAAGGGACUUGUCCUGACCUCUAGGUGGCAUUUUGGGAGAAAUCAGCUGCUCAGAGAGACAUCACCAUGAACAGCUGCAAGGAAAGAGCGUAGCCCAAAAGGGGUGGGGCAGGGCGGGGCGCUCUGGCAUCGAUUGCUCCGGAGACGCGCAGUUCGGUGCUCUGCUGAGUGCGUCUGCCGGAGCAGCUGCUUUGAGAAAGUUAGUUUCGCAUCCCUGGAAAGCGAUGCCCGAGGGCCCGACUGUGAAGAGGUUCCAGCUUCAGUGCUCCCCAUUUGUGGGGCAGGCCGUGACCAAAGUAGGGGGAAGCACGAAGCAGAUGAACCCGGAUGAUCUGAAGGGGCUGGUGCUGCAAGACACUCAGGUCCAUGGGAAGAAUUUGUUCCUGGCUUUUGGUGGAGUUCAGGAAGCAGCGCCCAGCAGCGAGGACUCGUCUACAGAACCUCCGAACCCGGGUAGCAGCCAAGGGAUGGGCCGUGGCAGAGGCAGUCCCAUUCUCCAGAGUUGGGAAGGAGGCAAGGCCGACUCUGGGAGUCCGCGGCGCCCCCUGCAGGAGGAGCAUGAAGCUGAUUUGCCGUCAUUUAUGGACGACGCUGCUGGACCCCCUUGGAAAUGGCUACGAUUCCACUUUUGGCUGUAUGGGAGCAUCCGUGCCAAUGAGUUUGCAAGGGCCAACAAGGCUAAUAAAAGAGGGGACUGGAAAGAUCCGGUUCCCAGGCUUGUUCUGCAUUUUGAUGGAGGGGGCUUCCUUGUCUUUUAUAACUGCCGGAUCCAUAGCUGUUCUUCUCCUAUCGCUGAGCCGGCUACUGACAUCCUGAGCUUGGAGUUUGAUCAGGAACGCGCUUUGGGGGCCCUGUGCAAAGCUGUACCUGUGUGCCACACCCUCCUGGACCAAAGAUAUUUCUCAGGGCUUGGGAAUAUCAUUAAGAACGAGGCCCUGUACCUAGCGAAGAUCCAUCCGCUCUCCCUCGGAUCCCUCCUGCCACUCCCGGAACUCAGAUCCCUGCUUGACCAUGCUGUUCGCUUCACCUCGGAGUGGUUCAUCAACAAGCAGCAGAGAGGGAGGCAACAUUGGCAGAUCUACCAGAAAGAGAGAUGCCCUGAAGGGCACCAGGUGAGGAAAGAAGCCUUUGGUCCUCCGGAUGGACUGAGAAGACUUACCUGGUGGUGUCCCCAGUGCCAGCCUCAAGUUGCUCAGGAAGAGGAUGAGGACCUUUCUACUCGCGGCAGCUGAAGGGUUAAGCCUCUCUGACCUCGGUUGAAUUGUAUUAGGAUGCUAAAAUUUGAAGAGAGGGCAGGGCGAGGUGGGCGGGCACACGCCCGCGAUUGCUACGGAGAAGCCACCCAAACCCCAACCAUUUCCACCCUGGUUUUAAUACAGACGAGUACUUACCAAGCGGCUAGUCCUCAGCGUAUUGUGGCAUUCACGUCCCCAGUCCUCGCUUGGGUGGUGGUGGGGUGUUGUUGUUGUUGUUUCAAACGUGGCCUUGGGCCACGUUAAGCGUGAGCCGGACCACAGUUCAAUGUAAGAUGUUGGGCUAACGAAAAUGGAGACGGCUGUCAAACUUUGAGUUUCUCAGUCUGAAAGACAGAUUUUUCAGUUAGUGUAGCAGCCAAGGCUGUUGCAAUAGACAGCAGAAGUUUAGCAUUCUGCCUCUUUGGAGAAUGAGAGCCCCAUAUAGAUGUUGAGAAGUUCCUGGUUUCUGUAUUAAAGUUUUAUUCGUUCCUUGA